CGGCAAGCGUUUUUUUACACCGCGCGCAAGCAGCCAUCCGUGCGCGUAUUUGCCUUUAGUUUCCGUUGUUCCGUCUAAGCAAGUUCUCUUAGUAGUUGUCACAAACGACGUUCCAGUCGUUCUCAGCAGGCUCGUGAAAACAUGCCGGGCCAUCGGCGUUGAAAAGCCCGAAGCGGAGUUCUACGAAGCCAACUGACCGGUCGCCACAAACUGCACAAAGGACCACGUUGUUGUUGCCGCGAACGAGACGUCAUGGCUAAAUCUGAGGACAACGAGGCUGCCGACCUGGACACCAACGCAGUCGAGGCCGCCCCCAGAAGCAAGAGCAGUGGCGGUGGCAAGCGCCGUGGUGGGAACGGCCAGUGGAGCCCCCGCAACACUCUGCUAGUGCGGGACUUCCUGGUGCCCUGCCUCGACAAUGGAUUCUACGGCGAUGAUCUGCAAUGGUUGAACCGUUCUCGCGGCAUCUUCCUCAUCCGCUGGACCCACCAGGGCAGCAAAAGCUUCAACCGCGAGGGGCGCAACGUCUUCCGGGACUGGUCGGUCAUGAAGCGCAAGUGGGACGACCAGGACCCCAACCGGCUGUCAAAGGCCAAGCAGCGCGUGCGAGCUGCCUUUCGCAAGCUGCCAAAUGUCCGCCGCAUCAACGAGGGUGCCGCCCCUCAUCGCAUCUACCGCAUAAAGGACAUCGAUGCCUACUUGAAUCGGGACCAAGACCAAUCAAAGGAGAAGAAGAAGCGUAAGAAGCGCCGGUCGUGCGGAUGCGUGGCUGGAUGUCCCGACUGCGAUCCUCGGGAACAGCGAGUGCAGUCUCCUGCCAGUGUUGCCGACGACGAGGAUGAAGACAUGGAUGAACUGUACGAGGACGACGAAGAGGCCUACGCUGACAGGCCUACCCAGAACCCAAGGUCGGUGCCUCCGCCCGCCCCUUCGUCGUCGGACAUCUGGUCCACAAUGCGCUCCCUCAUGGAGGCAUCCUCUGAGCCUUCCACACCACCCAGGCCCCCCUCCGAAGCGGAGGAGACGGACGAGGCCGCGCUGUCAAGCAUGACAUGGAGUCCCGCCGACAUGGAGGCUGUGUGCACCCUGAUGUCCCUGAGGAAUGCACGUCGCUGGCCGCAGCAGCCUCCGCAGUCCGCCGCUGACCCACUAGCCCCCACGGCGCAGGGAACAGUGGCAACACCGGCGCCACCCUCAGAAGCCCGCCGGGAGGACCAAGUGGUUCCCAUGGAGGCCGCCAUCUCCAGCCCAGAGCCAUCAUCGGCUGAAGACGAAGGGUCUUUAGCAAAGCACAGCAUGCGUGUCUACAAAGAGCAAGUGGCUGCCGCCAUGGCUACGGCCCCACGUUCAGCUCAGCCCGGCACUGGCGACAGCCCACCCAUGUUCUGGGCCGACGCUGCACCUGCCCAGCAGGGGGAGCAGCUGGUGUCUGCAGCCGCCGGUGACAACGGCGUGGUGUCGGGCUUCUGCCCCAACCAUACAUCAAAGUCUGAGCCGAGCACGGCGCACGUGGAAGCGGGCCCCGCCACUUCUCCCAUGGCGACCUCGACCACGGUGCCAUCCGCCUGGUCCGAUCACCCGUCUUCCAACUCCUGGCUUGACAGGAACGAGCCCAUGAGAGCUGAUGGCUGUUGGUCGUCGAGGUGACUGGGGCCGUGUGACCAAACCAGUGCAUGCUGAGCGUGUCCGGGUGAAAAAGAAGACUAAAGGCUUCCCGUGUGUGUGUGGAUGCCGCCGCAAACCCGCCAUAUCCAUUCAUGUCUGAUGAAGUUGCGGCAACGACGACUACAAUGAUCAUUUUGCUCAGGCCUCGACUUGUCUCGUCUUGUUUUGUUACUCUGUGUCACGGCAGCGUGCAUAAUUACUGCCCCUCCUCCCUCCUUUUCUCACUUUUUCUCUCUAUACGUCAUUGUGUACAGUAUUGUGCUCCAUGAAUCACAAAUAAAGGAUGCCAAAUGGAUUUUUUUUUGCAUGACAUUUUUUGGCACAUUUUUGUAAA
Messenger RNA from Rhipicephalus sanguineus (brown dog tick), 1999 nucleotides. RefSeq lists its product as uncharacterized. Bases 253 to 1647 code for a protein of 464 amino acids. The record is from RefSeq and is a predicted model, not a curated record. The transcript has 9 exons. Gene Ontology annotation, molecular function: RNA polymerase II cis-regulatory region sequence-specific DNA binding; DNA-binding transcription factor activity, RNA polymerase II-specific. Gene Ontology annotation, cellular component: nucleus. Gene Ontology annotation, biological process: regulation of transcription by RNA polymerase II; immune system process. Lineage: Eukaryota; Metazoa; Arthropoda; Arachnida; Ixodida; Ixodidae.